Molecule: messenger RNA, 1860 nt
Organism: Pleurotus ostreatus (oyster mushroom)
Lineage: Eukaryota; Fungi; Basidiomycota; Agaricomycetes; Agaricales; Pleurotaceae
Exons: 12
Coding region: 1-1860 (619 amino acids)
Molecular function (GO): oxidoreductase activity, acting on CH-OH group of donors; flavin adenine dinucleotide binding
Source: RefSeq, a predicted model, not a curated record
AUGUCACGCUCUACUCUCUUCCGGCUUCGUAAUUUACUUCUCCUUUCUUGUCUGUCGUUCCCCUUGUCGUAUGGUACUAAUGCAAGCAGCAAGAGCCCGCGCAGGUCGAGCUACGACUAUAUUGUUGUUGGAGGUGGCACUGCGGGAAAUGUAGUUGCUGCACGACUCACAGAGGACCCUAAAGUAACCGUCUUGUUGCUUGAGGCCGGCGUCUCCAACGAGGACGUAUUGGCUUCCGAAGUUCCCCUGCUUGGGCCUUCGUUAGUCCCUAAUUCCAUUUUUGAUUGGAAUUAUACGACAACGGCACAAGCUGGGUACAAUGGAAGGGUGAUACCUUACCCGCGUGGUCGUAUGCUGGGGGGAUCAAGCUCCGUUAACUAUAUGGUGUUCAUGCGUGGGUCCUCAGAGGAUUUCGACAGCUAUGCAGCCGUUACUGGAGAUUGCGGUUGGAAGUGGGAUAAUAUGCAACAGUACAUUAGAAAGAGCGAAAGAGUUGUUCCUCCUGCUGAUAGUGAGUUCUCCAACUCCUCGAAUUUGACCACCACGCUCACCCCGAAUGGAGGGCACAACACGACUGGCCAAUUUCUUCCCGAGUUGCACGGUACAAAGGGGGCUAUCAAUAUCAGCCUACCAGGAUUCCCAACUCCUCUAGACUCUCGGGUGCUCGCAACUCUCGAUGAGCAAAAGGAAGAGUUCUCAUUCAAUCCAGACAUGGGAGGGGGUGAUGUUCUUGGUGUUGGUUGGACCAUUCAAUCUAUCGGAAAUGGCCAGCGCAGUAGUUCUGCAACGUCCUACCUGAAGCCUGCCCAAUCGCGGCCCAACCUUGAAAUAAUGGUGAAUGCGCAAGUGACCAAGCUGGUACAGACCGGCACUACAAAGGGACGCCCAGCCUUCCGAUGUGUACAAUUUACGCAGCAUGAAGGAGCGCCGGUCAAGAAGAUUUGUGCUACAGGAGAAGUUGUUCUCUCAGCUGGAUCCAUCGGCACUCCCCUUCUUCUUCAGUUAUCAGGAAUCGGGGACGGAAAGGACUUGAGAUCUGUCGGAAUCAAAGCCAUUGUCAACAACCCUAGUGUAGGUCGGAAUCUAUCUGACCAUAUACUGCUCGCUAGCCCCUUCGCUGUCAAUGGGAACCGGAGCUUCGACCCCAUCUUUAGGACUCCGUCGCUCCUGAAUGAUAAGAUCACUCUAUGGACAGAUACAAAGACAGGUCCCCUGGUCGCGGGUGUCACCAAUCACCUCGGUUGGCUGAGGCUGCCAAGUAAUGCAAGCAUUUUUGAAACUGUACCAGACCCUGCUUCCGGUCCCAACUCCCCUCAUUGGGAGAUCAUUUUCUCUAACUUAUGGGUUGUCCCAGGUGUCCCCGCACCAGCUACUGGAAGUUUCAUGAGCAUAUCGAGCGCAUUAAUUUCACCCACAUCUCGGGGUUUCGUGAAGCUUGCCUCUUCAAAUCCUUUCACGAAUCCUAUCAUCGAUCCCCAAUUCCUCUCGACAGAAUUUGAUGUAUUCACAAUGGUCGAAGCGGUCAAAGCCAACCUACGGUUUAUUUCUGGGAAGGCAUGGGCAGAUUAUGUACAGGGCCCCUUCCUCGAGGACCUCGCAUCCGCGAAGACAGAUGCUGAUUUCGAAGCAUACGUCAGAAACAAUGCGGGCACAAUUUUCCACCCAGUUGGCACAGCGAGUAUGUCCCCACGAGGUGCUGGAUGGGGCGUUGUUGACCCUGACCUCAAGGUCAAGGGUGUUGACGGCCUCCGAAUUGUUGAUGGUUCCGUCUUGCCACACCUACCAAGUGCCCACACGCAAGGCCCAAUCUACCUGGUAGGCGAACGAGGAGCUGACCUUAUCAAAGCAAGCCAAUAUUAG